Messenger RNA from Electrophorus electricus (electric eel), 4531 nucleotides. It is a transcript of the gene vegfba, whose product is annotated as vascular endothelial growth factor Ba. The record is from RefSeq and is a predicted model, not a curated record. Gene Ontology annotation, biological process: positive regulation of endothelial cell proliferation; response to hypoxia; positive regulation of protein phosphorylation. NCBI's taxonomy places the organism in Eukaryota, Metazoa, Chordata, Actinopteri, Gymnotiformes, Gymnotidae. Gene Ontology annotation, molecular function: heparin binding; growth factor activity; chemoattractant activity. Gene Ontology annotation, cellular component: membrane.
CGUGCGUGUCUAGUUCGGUCCUGAAGGGCAAGGAGGAGGAAAACGGCGAAAUCUAACGAGCAAUUGCUUAAUCAUAUUCUAUUCCAGCUUGUGAUUCUUUGCACUUUGGCUGCUCACAGCGUAUUGCUAAUUUACCGUCCACGAUAAAAUUUUUUAAAAAAAGAAUUGUUUUGUGCGUAAAGAAAAACGUCAUCAUAUCUCAGCUAAACAGCGUCGUCGGAGGGUAGGCACGAUUUCAGUUGUGACCUACAGCUACCACGAUAUCUGCGACGAAAAGCGGGACUGAAGCAGGACGCGUGUGACACAGGGAAAUCGUUCUUGGCACAUUUGAAGGAUUUAACUGCACUGAAUAUGUUUGUACCCUGGAUUAUGUGGAUAUAGCUUUUAAUAAUGAGACUGUCUAGUGGCCUGCUGCUGUUUGAUCGACCUUCUUCCUAUGCCUCAUGUUAGCCAGUAAACGCAAUCUAUGGAAUUAUAACGGCGCACACAAACUCUCUGUACAGAGUGAGUGGACGUUCAUUUGGAUUUAUUUAAACUGUUGCCUGGAAGUUGCUGAGAUACCGGGCACGUUUCUGUGACAGAGAAGUGUCAGCGUGUCGCUAAUUUUAAAACCAACUUCAGUAAUUAGGGUGCCAGCGCCUGGGAGGACUGACUACAAAUCCGCCCUGGGAACUUCAGAAAUUUACAUUUUUAAUACCUGUCUUUUGUUCGUUCACAUGAAGCAAUGACAAUGGCAAUGGUCGCCGUGUGCUUUGAAGACAUGCAUAGUGCAUUUUCACGGUCUCGGUUUUGGGAACUGGUUUCAUGGAAUAUAACAUUUGAGAACCAAGAAAAGUAACAAAGGCUGGAGACUAAGAGGACAAUUGGUUCAGCUAUUUAAUAUAAAGAACUAUUUUCCACUCGCUUGGUGAAUAACAAUGGGCACCAGGCUGCAAGUUAUUCUGGGAAUGUUUCAGUUCGUCUCGCUCACUAGAAUACCAACUCAGUGUGCCAAGGCACCGUUAGUUCACUGGCAGACCACGGAGAGUCACACAUCAGGACAAGUGGUCAGAUGGUUGGAUGUGUAUCAGAAGAGUGGUUGCCAGCCUAGGGAGACGUUGGUGGAGGUGUGGCAGGAGUUCCCAUGGGAGACGCAUCACCUCUUCUUGCCAUCGUGUGUGUCACUGAGACGCUGUGGGGGCUGCUGCUCUGAUGAGGCGCUCGAAUGCGUACCCUCACACACAGAUACACUCACCAUGGAGCUUAUGAAAACCACAUACAUGAAUUAUGAACUAGUGCAGUUACCCUUCAUAGAACAUACUCAGUGUGAGUGCAGACUAAAAGCAGACCUUCACAUACAGCCAACAAGGCAAGGCCCACGACCAGCCAGAAGAGGGAGAAAAAGGGGGAAACCAAAACGAAAGAAACCUGUGAAGAUAAAACCUUCGACUCCAGCACCUAUUACUCCGCUCCCUACUCUCCUCCCACGGAGCGCCCCACCUCCUUUUCCUAAUGCAGAGAAGUGCCCUCCUUGCCCUGCACGCAGGAUGACAUCACAGCCUCCUCACUGUGCAUGCGCAUGCACCCUGAGGGAGGUGAGCUGCACCAAGAGAGGCAAGCGACUCAACCAGCACAACUGCAGAUGUGAGUCCAUACAACUGUGAUGAACUGAGGUUACAAGUAUGACCUCAUCCAUCUUUUGGGAAGGGAAAAUGUUUAUCCAUGCUCAGUAUCUUUAUCAUGGAGCUGUGGAUUUAACCCAUCAACAGCAGAUGGAUUUAACCACAUGAACCCUGUCCUCCCUGCUGCUCUGCAUCACCUACAAAUGUAGUACAGUAUUAGAUGCAUGUAUUCAGAUUGGUAACUACCAGUACUGGUGUGUGUAUUCUAUUAGUCAUCAAAUCUCAUCACUUCUAAAGCAUUAUACUGCAACAGUCCAUCAUGUGUACUCAUGUCUACUGUGAUACACAUGUGUGGUGAGUGCAGUCACAGGAGAAGGAUGAUGUAUUUAAUGACACAUUCCCACAUCUUUGCUCAGCUUUAACUUAGGGAUAAUAUACACGAUUAAAAUAAGAACAUCAAGCCUCCUGAUUAGCCAGCCUGAGUGUAUUGCUGUGAGAGUCCAUGCUACAGCUCAAUAGUUGAUCCAUGUGGCUUGUAGAUCCAUCAUCCAUCAAGUAUUUCCCUUCAUAGGGACGUUUAUCCAUAUGAACCUGUUGCUGGUUGAAAUUAUAUCAGUCAUCUGACUGGAUUUGACUUCAUAAGAACUUAAUACUAAUAAUCAUUAGUGUAAAUGUAAUGGAAAUUGUAUUCUGAAUUCUGACUCAUUGUUUUAACCACAAUUAAGAGGUAAUUUUAGCUUUUUUUUUUUUUACCCAAUUUUAAAAAAAAUUAUUUUUAAAAAAUGACCCAUAACAGAAUAUUUGAACCCAAGAAACUCAAAGAACUCAAAUGCCAAGAUUUAAGUUAUGUCAAAAGAACUUAUAUGGAUAUUUCCCAUCUGCUCCAUCCAUAUGUACUGUGUCUGGAGAGGGGGUUGUACAGAGAUGUUCCAAAUGGAUGGACAGGCAUCUGUGUGGUCUGCAUAUUGAAUGAUAAGGAUCUGUAUGUCAGGCCUGAUUUAUUCUCAGCUCUCGUGAGCCCAUCACGUGGACUCAGGGAGUUUAUCAAUGGGGCUUUUUGUGUUUGUUUGAUUCACUUUUUGUCUCAUUCUGUCCUUUGGAGGAUGAAUGAAUCUUUGCCGAAGACCAGGCAGUGAGGAGAAUGUCAAUGGUAAAGAGACCUGGAUUCAUUCCACUGGUGCUUGCAACACUCACAGAAACAAUUCUCACACGUACCCAUACACAAUCUUUUGCCUCGCAUUUACGCCUCCUGUUUUUUUCUCUUUCUUCCUCUUUUAACACACCUACACACAGAUUCACAGUUAACACUCUUUUAAAUCUCUAAUAUUUCUACCUCUCUGUCUCUCAUGCUCUAACACACAAACAGGUAAAGAUAAGCUUCUUUGUUAAUAUUAAGAGAAGAAAAAAAGUAUUUUAUAUGUUUGUAUUCAAUUGUUAUGUAAGUUCUACUAAUGUUAUUGUACUCACAUUUUAUUCAUUUGCAGAGAAAUGGUGUUUGUUUUGUUUUCAAAGUCUGUUAAUCUUUCUUAAAGAAUCAGCCUGGGUGGCCCACUAUGAGACACAUUCUUUACCCUGCCAUAGAUGGGUGUGGGAAGUCUGUGUAGAGCUUGAACAAUAAAAGCAAAGGAGAGAACCCAGCCCUGAAACAGAGAGGGAAGUUUGUUUAAUCAACUUCAACAGCUGUACAUAUACAAAUAUAUGAUUAAAAAAACACGAUUAUAGGAUUUUUUUUAGUUUAAGAAUUUGUUGCAUUCUGCACUGACUAUAGAGUAUCCAAACUAUAAUGUAUUUAUUUUUAUAUUGAGUUGCAUUUUAUAUCAAGCUUUUCACUGUUGCUUUGGGAUCUAUUUUGUGAGCUAAAUAAAUAUGUGUAUACUACAACUGUGAUAUUGUCAGAAAAUUAGAUGUGAUAUAAUUCAAUAUUUUGAAGAAUCAUUCAUUAAUCAUAUCCAUUUCUCGAUGCUCAGGUCCAUAAAUAUGAAUUCAACUAUGAGAAGUUGUAAAUAUAUAGUAUUUAGGUGAAGGCAAUGGACAGUGUUUUAAACAAUAUGCAUAAUCUUUGCCACAGGUGCUUCAUCAUGUAGCUCAUCCACCUAAGAUGCGCCUGAGUAAUAUUGAGGUUUCUGCAAUAAUAAUAGGAUGAAGAGCCCUUAAAGAGAUGGGUUGUUGAUUAUACAUAUGCAAUAAUGUAAAUAGAAAGAUCCCUGACCUAGUCCUCUCUUCAAGCUAUGGAUAUGGCUUUGCUUGUUUUGUAUAACUAAUUUUUGACCUGUGGAUUUGUGUAAUUGGAUUAUUUUGAGUUUUCGUCCAACGUGGAUGAGACACUAGGGUGUCCUGUCUUUUGGUGUCCUAUUUUUUCCUCAGUCUGUAAUUCACUGCCUAGGUAAAUUAUUCUAAACAUCGUCCCGCAAAGGUAAUAUCAGCUACCGCACUCACUGUACAGUUAACUAAAUGUACACAUGUAUAAACAAGUGCAUAAUUGAAAUAAAUGGAAAUAUGAUAAGCAAGUUCAAGAUAUAUGUACUGUAUAAGAAUGUACUAGUUAUCGUCAUUGUUUCUGUGCACCUUUAUUAAUGUACAGAAUGUUCUAGGAUCUAACUGUGUUCUGAUUUUGUUCUGUGAGUAAAGAUACAUGGCUUUCAAAGAGAGCUGAAACCAAACGAGAAGCCACGCUACAGAGCUCCACUCUAUUCCGUGUAAUCCAUACUGUAUGUGUCUAACAGUAACAAUCGUCUUACUGCUGCUACACCAUUUGUGCCCUAUUUUCCUGUUGAUAACAAGUCUGUUUUACAGUAUACAGUCUGACAUAAUCUGCAUUAUGUCUACAUCAUGUACAUAAAGCUGACUUACAGUAUAUUUAGUAGAUAUCCAGUCAGCCACCACCAUAGUGAAAUGUUCUAUAUAUGGUAUUAUUAAAAUCAAAUGUCCUA